AAAUCAAAAUUGUAAUAAAUACCUCUGGAAAAGAUUUUUUUCCCCUCAGAUCAGAAGCGAGACACUUGCUCUUGGUUCUGUCUGAACACUGAAGCUCUCCAAUGGCAGAGAAAGUCAAGGAACGUACGCUGGAGGAGACAUCGACGUGGGCAGUCGCAGUGGUUUGCUUCGUUCUGCUUCUGAUUUCGAUUAUCAUCGAGCAUCUGAUUCACAAGAUCGGAGCAUGGUUCAAGAAGAAGCACAAGAAAGCUCUCUAUGAAGCUCUUGAAAAAGUGAAAGCAGAGCUUAUGCUGAUGGGAUUCAUAUCCCUUCUGCUAACAAUCGGCCAAGGACCGAUCUCGGGCAUCUGUAUCUCCGAGAGUGUGGCAUCGACCUGGCACCCUUGCAGCCGCGCAGAAGCGGAGAAAAAGUACGGAAAGAAAGACAAGGGAAAGGACAACGAAGAAGAAACGACCAGCCGGAGGCUUCUCGAGUUGGCUGAAUCUUACAUACCCCGACGGAGUUUGGCCACUAAAGGCUACGACAAAUGCGCAGAUAAGGGGAAAGUCGCUUUCGUGUCGGCAUAUGGCAUUCAUCAGCUGCACAUAUUCAUCUUUGUUCUCGCGGUCUGUCACGUCGUCUACUGUAUCAUAACUUAUGCUUUGGGGAAGACCAAGAUGAGGAGGUGGAAGAAAUGGGAGGAAGAGACGAAGACAAUCGAAUAUCAAUAUUCCAACGAUCCUGAGAGAUUCAGGUUUGCGAGGGAUACGUCUUUCGGGCGUAGGCAUCUGAACUUUUGGAGCAAAACAACUGUUACAUUAUGGAUCGUAUGUUUUUUCAGACAGUUCUUUGGAUCUGUCACCAGGGUCGAUUACCUGACGCUCAGACACGGAUUCAUCAUGGCUCAUUUGGCGCCUGGAAGCGAAACAAGAUUUGAUUUCCGCAAGUACAUCCAGAGAUCGUUAGAGGAAGAUUUCAAUGUGGUCGUCGGAAUUAGUCCUGUCAUAUGGUUCAUCGCCGUGUUGUUCCUCUUGACCAACACACACGGAAUAAAUUCUUACCUCUGGUUACCCUUCAUCCCGCUAGUUGUGAUUCUUAUAGUAGGGACAAAGCUUCAGGUCAUAAUAACGAAACUCGGGCUUCAAAUUCAAGAGAAAGGAGACGUGGUGAAGGGGGCGCCUGUGGUUCAGCCCGGGGAUGACCUCUUCUGGUUCGGCCGCCCUCGUUUCAUCCUCUUCCUCAUCCACGUGGUUCUCUUCACGAAUGCAUUUCAACUUGCAUUCUUCGCGUGGAGUACUUACGAAUUCAACCUCAAGAACUGUUUCCACGAAAGCACGGUAGAUGUGAUCAUCAGAGUCGUGAUGGGGGUCAUCGUACAAAUUCUCUGCAGCUACGUAACUCUCCCGCUUUACGCCCUCGUCACUCAGAUGGGUUCGACGAUGAAACCGACGGUGUUCAACGAAAGAGUAGCGGUUGCACUAAAGAACUGGCACCACACGGCGAAGAAGCAGUCGAAACACAGCAAGCACUCUAAUUCGACCACGCCUUUCUCGAGCCGCCCUACGACGCCUACCCGAGGCACGUCUCCCAUCCAUCUUCUCAGCAACUUCCAGAACCGCAGUCACGAGAGUCUCUCGGCCUCGCCUUCCCCUAGACACUCGGAUUUCGAUCAGUGGGACCACCACCAAGAAGAGGCUGAAACGUCCACGCAUCAUAACAACAACGACGAGAGUUCGGAACAAAGGCCUGAUGUUGCAUUGCCUCCCGGACCAGGACCUAUUCGGACACAACAUGAGAUCAGUAUAAACGUCAGGGACUUUUCUUUCAAGCGACCAUCUACGUGAUCUCAGCCAUUAUGUACAUUACAUAUUAUGCAAAACUUAAAUCAUAUUCCCUAUUUUUUUCCUCUUCUUUUCAAAGUUUGUAAAGUACGAAGAUGGAUACGGAAGAAUCCGAAAGUGACAGGUUCAUAAUCAAGAUUAUACCAAUUGAAAUACAAGAUUAUCCAU
Molecule: messenger RNA, 1988 nt
Organism: Tarenaya hassleriana
Lineage: Eukaryota; Viridiplantae; Streptophyta; Magnoliopsida; Brassicales; Cleomaceae
Product: MLO-like protein 6
Exons: 15
Coding region: 102-1823 (573 amino acids)
Biological process (GO): defense response
Cellular component (GO): membrane
Source: RefSeq, a predicted model, not a curated record